Molecule: messenger RNA, 1219 nt
Organism: Paramecium pentaurelia
Lineage: Eukaryota; Ciliophora; Oligohymenophorea; Peniculida; Parameciidae
Source: the annotation of a GenBank genome assembly
AUGAAUAAUAAUUUUGGAUCACAUUUCCAUCUAAAAACAGAUUUACCUAUUCUACCAUAAUCAGAAGUUUUUAUUAGACAAUAUUCAUAAGAAGUAAAUUAUUUAUAUAUAUUAUAGAAUGAUGUAAUUUGUAAUAAUCAUGCUCGGACUUACAGUUUAGGAAUCGAAAAGGUUGGCUCCAAUAAAUUCAACACUAUCUCAUAAAUUGACACAGGGAAACAUGAACUAAACUUAGCUAGCCCUCUUAUUAUUAAUUAAGUAAAUUUUAUCUAUUAUCAUAGUAAACGGGAUCAGAAUUCUAAAUUAAUGUUGAUAAUAUCAUCUAAUUCAAUCAAUAAUGUAUGAUAAAAGCAUAUCAUAUAAGCUCUAACUUUUAUGAAUUCCAAUUAUGCUACCAACAAUUUUAUUAAAUUAGGAUCAAACAAUGAAUUAUUACAAAAUGAAGAUGAUGUUAGACCAUUUACUCCACCAUAAGAGGAACAUAAUUUUGAAAUCAAUAACUUAAAUGAUGUAAUGCAAUCUCCAAGAAAAUCAUGUAAAUUCAAAGCAGCUGGUAACUUAGUAUUAGGAAUAAGAAGAUUAUAAUAAAAUGUUGUUGAAUAAAUUACAUCUUCAGUACUAUUUAUAGGUAUUAGGAAUAAUUUUAUGAAAAAUUUAACCCAAGUCCAUGUUAAACUACCAAAAAUAUUCACAAAGUUCAUCCAAUUUAAGAAUAAAAAGAAUUCUAAGUGAUAGAAAUGCUCAAUCAAUUUAAAUUAGUUUUUCAUUUAACAUAACAUUCAAUGAGUGGUUCAUAUGAUGAUAUUUAACAAAUGAUUAAAUUAUUAUAAAAAGAUCCAAAAAGGUAUGUCUUAUAUAAUAUUUAAUUAGAAAUCUAACAAAUCCUUAAGAUCCAAAUCAUAUUAUUAAUUAAUUUAAUUAAUAUGGAUAAAAUUCAUUAUACAUAGCUUGCAAAAAUGGAAAUGAUAAAGUUGUUAAAUUUUUAUUAUCACUUGAUUGCAAUGCUCAUAUCAAAAGCAAAGUUUAUGAUGAUCUAUCAGAAAGCCCAUUAGAUGUAUCUGUCAGAUGGCAUCAUUAUGAAUGUGUUAAAUUACUUUUAAAUCAAAUCAAAUAUACAGAUGCAGAAUUGAGAUCAGCUCUCAAGAUUAGUUAAAAUCAAGAAAUUACUAAUUUAAUCAAAAGAAAAAUGAAUUCCUCAUUAUUCUCCUGCUGUCUCUGA